GGAGCGCAUCAAAGAUUCAGCCUCCGUCUCCAACAGGCAUCCUCUCUCUCCAAUGCGCUUCUUCUAAUUUAAAAUAAUGGCUUGGCUUUGUGUGAUUCAUUACUGCCCAUCCAAGAGCGUAUCCAGCGUACCAGGCAAUAGCUAUUUACAUCAUCUGGGAGUUUUAAAAGUUAGAAGAUCAUCUUUGGUAUGAUACGUUUGGAGUGGACUUAUGGCCGGAUUGCGCAUUGGAGGCUACAAGUUUGAAGUCGAAGCGAGUCUUGGAUAUCAACACGCCUGGAAAUGGAGACUCAACCCCAAACGCCUCCAGAAUGGAUUUAAAUACAAUUCCCCACUCUUCGCCGAACUCGUCUGCGGAUACCAAUGCCACGAACGCACCGAGAUCCCCGCCACAUUCACGGUACGCGGCGGUGUUGAUUAUUCUCGUGGUCACUGUAAUCAUCCUGGUGACCAUUGUGGGAAAUGUAUUAGUCGUGGUGGCCGUUUUCACCAGCCGCGCUCUCCGUGCGCCACAGAACCUUUUCUUGGUCUCUUUGGCAUCUGCUGAUAUUUUGGUGGCCACUUUGGUCAUCCCGUUUUCCCUUGCCAAUGAGAUUAUGGGAUACUGGUACUUCGGAAGGACCUGGUGUGCUUUUUACCUGGCCUUAGACGUGCUAUUCUGCACGUCAUCUAUUGUCCACCUCUGCGCCAUAAGUUUGGACAGGUACUGGUCGGUGACCAAAGCGGUCAGCUACAACCUAAAGCGGACCCCACGGAGAAUAAAGACCAUGAUCAUGGUGGUGUGGGUUAUAUCGGCCGUAAUCUCCUUCCCACCCCUCAUCAUGACAAACCAUAACGAGAUGGAGUGCUUGCUGAACAACGAGACCUGGUACAUCCUCUCAUCCUGCAUGGUGUCGUUUUUUGCGCCCGGUCUCAUCAUGAUUUUGGUGUAUUGCAAAAUCUACCGGGUGGCCAAACAGCGCGCAUCCACUGUGUUUGUGGCCAAGAACGGGAUGGAGCGACAGCCAUCGCAGUCGGAGACGUGCUUCGUGCGUAAAGGCAAGUCGGAGAUGGAGAGUCCAAGCAGCAACAGCUCUGGCAGCCGAGAGCGCAAAGGCGAGCUGGACGAUAUCGAUCUCGAGGAGAGCAGCUUGUCCAACAAACAAAGAAUCUCUCGCUUCACUAAAAGCAGGAAAGGAACACAUCCGUGCCCAAGACAGAAUGGACGUCUGUCAUGGGCAUGUAGCCGCACCUCCGACCUCGAUCAAGAGCCAGCGGCGCGUCAGAUGUCUUUAUCCAAGUCUAAACUGGCGCAGAUGCGCGAGAAGCGCUUUACCUUUGUGCUCGCCGUGGUUAUGGGGGUGUUUGUGCUCUGUUGGUUCCCUUUUUUCUUCACCUACAGCCUUCACGCCAUAUGCCGGGAAAGUUGCACUAUACCGGAUUCUUUAUUCAAUCUGUUUUUCUGGAUUGGCUACUGCAACAGCUCCGUGAACCCUAUCAUUUAUACCAUUUUUAACAGAGACUUUAGGAAAGCAUUUAAAAAGAUAAUGUGCCAUAAUCCUACGCGCUCGUAAAUGUACAUAUAUGUGUGCAGCUGGCGCGUGUGUAGCCUAUAUGCGAACGUUUUGUCUGUGCGCGCGCUCGCACUGGAAAAGGAGAAGCUGCGCUGGAAACUGAAAGCGCGCGUGUUCUGCGUCUUUGUAAAUAUAGCAUUUUAAAGAUCUCUGAAUGUUUUUCUUGCUAUUUGAUUACUUGUUUUGCGUGUAAUGUUUUCAAAAACACAAUUAUUUAUUUACUGUGUCUAACAAAAACACGGGCAGGCGGCUACCUUUGGUUAAAUGUGAAAAAUCAACCCAACAUCACACAUGUCAUGUGCCAUGUUCAAUUACUGUAAAACUGGAAGAAAAUUCUGUUAUUGAAUAAUACAUUUUUAUUUCAUUGUAAAAAUAAGGGCAUAAAAUAAAGUUUUUGAAUUACGUUUUCAGAACCAGUGUUUAUGUGUUGAAAUCAACAUAGAUUAGCUGUUUAAAUACAUAAGCAUUGCCCACUGCCAGAAUGAAUAGAUCAUUUGUCCAUCAUUCUUUACCACUGUCUCUGAUGAAAAAUGUAUUACUGGGAUGUUGCUCUCUCUCAGGAGAUUAGAUAAAGUUCUCAGUUGUGUUUCAUUUAGGCUAAGCAUCAAUUUAGUCUCUGAUAUUCCUCCUGAAAUUGCUGAAGAAAAAUGAACAUAAAAACAAAUAGGACAAUUUAUAAAAUGCCAAAAGAGUUUGGAACUUAAUGUAGAAUUAAAAUGAAUGUAGAUUGUAUAAAGUCAUCUGGUUCAUAAUAUUUGUUUAAAUAUAAUGAUAAUAAUCAAUUAAUAUUUAAAUGAAUAUUGAAAUCUUUAAAGAUAUCCACUGCAGACUUAGCAAAUCUGAGCCCAGUUUGUGACAUUAUUAAGAUCUUUUCUAAAACUCUCAACUUUAUAUCUAAACUUUAUAAUCUUUGUAAGAUUUUUGUUUCUUCCUCAGGUAAAAUAUAUGAGAUGCAGAAGACUUAAAGGUGCAGUGUGUAAAUUUUAGCAGUAUCUAGUGGUGAGGUUGGCUCCGUUCACUGCUCACCCCUCACUUUUAAACGCAUAGAGAAGCUAUGGUAGCCACCACCGGACA
Messenger RNA from Paramisgurnus dabryanus, 2627 nucleotides. RefSeq names its product adrenergic, alpha-2D-, receptor b (gene adra2db). NCBI's taxonomy places the organism in Eukaryota, Metazoa, Chordata, Actinopteri, Cypriniformes, Cobitidae. Gene Ontology annotation, molecular function: alpha2-adrenergic receptor activity; epinephrine binding. Gene Ontology annotation, cellular component: plasma membrane. The record is from RefSeq and is a predicted model, not a curated record. Gene Ontology annotation, biological process: platelet activation; regulation of smooth muscle contraction; regulation of vasoconstriction.